GUAUUCAUAUAAAAUUCUCUCCGUGGAGAGAGAAAACUUCAGAGAGAGAGAGAGAGAGAGAGAGGGUGAUGGCGGACAAGUACGGAUCAACGCUGCUGUGCGCGCCAGUGAUCGCGAAGACAGCGGAGGAGAUGGCGGGGGAGAUGUCGACGGCGAGGUCUCAGGGCGCCGACGUGGCCGAGCUCAGGAUCGAUCACCUCACCGUCUUUGAACCGAGGAGGGAUCUCGAGCUCCUCAUCAAGAACCGGCCCCUCCCCGUUCUCGUCACCUACAGGCCAAACUGGGAAGGAGGUCAAUAUGAAGGUGAUGACAGAAAGCGGUUUGAAGCACUUCUUUUCGCCAUGGAAUUGGGAGCAGAAUAUGUGGACGUUGAGCUCAAGGUUGCUCAGGAGUUUUUUGACUUCAUAUCAGGAAAGAGGCCAGAGGGUACUAAGAUCAUUAUUUCUUCUCAUAACUAUCAGUUCACUCCAUCUAGUGAGGAUCUUGGCAGUCUUGUUGCGAGUAUACAGGCAGUCGGAGCAGAUAUAGUGAAAAUUGCAACAUUUGCUGUGGACAUUUGUGAUGUGGCACGCAUGUUUCAAGUGAUUGUGCAUUGCCAGGUCCCAAUGAUAGGACUGUGUAUGGGGGAAAGAGGAGUUAUUUCCCGGAUACUUUGCCCUAAAUUUGGUGGAUACCUUACCUUUGGCACACUGGCUUGGGGUAAGGAAUCAGCUCCCGGUCAACCAACUAUGUCAGACUUGGUUGAUGUUUACAGAAUCAAGCAUAUUGGUGCUGAUACAAAAGUAUACGGAUUAAUCGGAAAGCCAUUGGGCCAGAGCAAAAGCCCUAGGUUGCACAAUGCAGUAUUUAAAGAACUUGGUCUCAAUGCGGUUUAUGUGCCAUUUUUAACUGAUAACCUUGCUGAUUUCCUCAAUACCUACUCAUCUCCAGAUUUUGCUGGGUUCAGUAAUACGAUGCCUCACAAGAAGACAGCAGUUACUCUCUGUCAUGAAGUUGAUCCAGUUGCUAAGUCCAUAGGAGCUGUGAAUACUAUAAUUAAGAGACCGAUUGAUGGAAAACUUGUUGGUUACAACACUGACUAUGUUGGUGCAAUUUCCGCUAUUGAGGAUGGAAUUAGAGGAUUAGUGGGGCACAAGGAUGCUGUUUCACCUCUAGCUGGUAGACUUUUCGUGGUCAUAGGUGCUGGAGGUGCUGGAAGGGCACUUGCUUUUGGAGCGAAGUACAAGGGUGCAAGAGUUGUGAUUGCAAACCGUACCUAUGAGCGAGCAAAGGAGCUGGCUAAAUCAGUUGGAGGACAGGCUUUGAGACUUGCUGAGUUGGAAAAUUUUCAUGCAGAAGAAGGUGCUGUCCUUGCAAACGCAACAUCAGUAGGAAUGUAUCCAAAUAUUCAUGAUACACCUCUACCGUCAAAGCAAGCUCUCAGUUCUUAUACUCUGGUCUUUGAUGCUAUUUACAACCCGAAAGUGACCAGACUUAUGCGCGAAGCUGGAGAAUGUGGAGUUGCUCUUGUCAGUGGAGUGGAAAUGUUCUUGAGGCAGGCAAUGGGUCAAUUUGAACUCUUCACCAGUUCCUCGGCUCCUUCUGACUUGAUGAGGGAGAUUGCAUUGAAGAUAACAUAAACCGAUUCUUAAAGGUGGAAUGUAUAAGCUAUUAUACGUUAUGUGGAGAGCGUCAUCUUUAGAAAAAGGAUUGAGUUGAAUAGCUCCCCAUUUUAUUGGAGGUUCAAUAAGUUGUGCGGCUUUAAUGUACACAGAUGUCAAUUCCUUGUAACUUGUAGAAACUAUAGCGUAUAUCAUCAAAAUUUAUUCUUAAUUUCUUUUCUGCAGAACAAGACACUGAAGGUUGACGGUGUAUGUAUUUUAAAAAUUUUAGCUCUGUUUUCAUUAAUUUUGUACCUCUGAGAGUAUAAAAGAAAUUCUGCUUUCAAA
This is a messenger RNA of Asparagus officinalis (garden asparagus), 1928 nucleotides long. Its product is annotated as bifunctional 3-dehydroquinate dehydratase/shikimate dehydrogenase, chloroplastic-like. Gene Ontology annotation, biological process: chorismate biosynthetic process; shikimate metabolic process. Lineage: Eukaryota; Viridiplantae; Streptophyta; Magnoliopsida; Asparagales; Asparagaceae. The transcript is spliced from 11 exons. Bases 69 to 1619 code for a protein of 516 amino acids. Gene Ontology annotation, molecular function: 3-dehydroquinate dehydratase activity; shikimate 3-dehydrogenase (NADP+) activity. The record is from RefSeq and is a predicted model, not a curated record.